Meloidogyne enterolobii is the source of this 658-nucleotide messenger RNA. The record is from the annotation of a GenBank genome assembly. NCBI's taxonomy places the organism in Eukaryota, Metazoa, Nematoda, Chromadorea, Rhabditida, Meloidogynidae.
UUUUAAAUUCCAAUUUUUUUACUUUUAUUCUCCCAUUUACUAUAAUUUUACUCUUCCACAGAUGCUUUUCCUUCGACGUCAAUUUUCUUUGCGUAGAUGGUUGGCAAUAUUUCAACUUUGUGUUGGUCUUGCACUUGUUGAGUUAGAUAUUUCCAAAUUUCACAAAAAUUUAAAAGAAGAAAAUAAUUUGGUUAAUAAAAUUGAAAGAAAUUCGUUAACUGGUUUAUUUUGUGUUUUUUGUGCUUGUAUUACUUCGAGUUUUGCUGGAGUUUAUUUUGAAAAAAUGUUGAAAGAUGGGUCUUCAAAUACUUGUUUUUGGAUUAGAAAUCUACAAAUGUAUUUUUGUGGUGUCAUUUCUGCUCUUUUAGGCUGCUUUCUGAAGGAUUAUGACCAAAUUUUUGAACGAGGAUUUUUGUUUGGCUACAAUAUUAAAGUUGUUUGCAUAAUUCUUUUUUUGUCAUUUGGAGGAAUUUACAUUUCACUUAUUAUGAAACAUUUGGAUAAUCUUUAUAAAAGUUUUGCUUCUUCCCUGUCAAUUAUAAUGGUUGUCAUCUUUUCCCUAAUAAUUUUUGAUAAUUAUCAUGUAACCUUUUUAUUUGGAUUUGGUGCCUUGUUGGUUUGUUUAUCUGUGAUUUUAUAUAAUAGUACUGAAAAAUAA